CUGCUGGCGCUUUGCCCAAGCGAUCGUCGUCUCACUUAACGGCACAAUUUAAAAACUAACGGGUUUUUCGUUCUGCUGCUUGUCGUCAAAAAUUUCGGUUUCGAUCGUACGCGUUUGCAAUCGCCCACCUAGGAAGUACCUAAGAGAAGAAGCAGUAGAACAGUGAUUCAUAAAGUGCAAUAAAUAAUUAGCAAUUAUAGCAAUUAGCCGAAAUAAGUACAAAGAAAAGAUAUACAUAUAUAUGAAUAUAUAUAUAAAGUUUAUAUAAGAAACAGUUGAGUGUUAAAGUUGAAGCCUUGAAAGCCGCGGGCCAAAUGUUAAAAGUUGAAUUCGAGUAAAGCCAAGUGGUUUUUGUUUUGUUUUUGUUGUUGUUUUGACCGGCUCAAAGCAGUUACAACUCGCAACAGCAAAAGUUACAACAGCAACAGCAGCAACAACAACAACUGUAAAUAAGCAUAAGCUUAAUUGCAGAAGAAGAAGAAGCAGAAGAAAACGCAGACAACUGAAAAAGUCAAGCAGCGGAAGCUUUUGGCAGCAGGCACUACACAAGCAACAACAACAACAACAACAACUGCAACAGCAACAACUGCAGCAGCAACAACAACAGCAAUAACAAUAUCAAUUACACAUUGAACUGUUAAAGCCCAGUGCCAGUGCGCAGAUUUCACAAUGAAAACGUCGCAACGAAAUCCAGGCUUUGUGGGCGACGAUGGCAAUAGCACCACCAGCACAUUGGCCAUGUCGUCACUGCCAGCAGAGACGACAACAGAGGACGAACAGGAAGCUGACAAAUCGACGGGCGGGCGGCAGGGCGAGCGCGCUACAUGGGGCAAAGGCGUGGAGUUCCUGAUGUCCUGCAUUGCAAUGUCUGUGGGCUUGGGCAAUGUGUGGCGCUUCCCGUUCACGGCACUGGAUAAUGGGGGCGGGGCUUUUCUAAUACCCUAUCUCAUUGUGCUAUUCCUAAUUGGCAAGCCGAUUUACUAUCUGGAAAUGGUAAUUGGACAGUUUUCGAGUCGCGGCUCCGUGAAGGUAUUCGAUUUGUGCCCGGCUAUGAAAGGCGUUGGCAUUGGACAGGUGAUAUCCAUAUCGCUGGUGACCACCUACUACGUCGGCAUAAUGGGCAUAACACUUAACUAUUUUUACGACUCGUUCCGUAAUCCGUUGCCCUGGUCCGAGUGCCAGGCCGAAUGGGGUGCGCUCUGCGUGGCCUCCAGCCAGGGCAACAUCAGCUCCAGCGCCAUUUCCAGCUUUGGCGCUAACUCCAGCUUAAAUAUGAUUGGGACGCAUCGGCAGCGCGUUGCAUCCGCCGAGCUGUAUUUUCUCAAGGAGGUGCUGCGUGAGAAGGACCAGAUAGCCGAUGGCAUUGGCCUGCCCAACUGGGACCUGGUCAUUGGCCUGUUCGUGUCCUGGCUGUGCGUCUUUCUGAUCAUACGACGCGGCGUGAAGAGCUCCGGCAAGGCGUCCUAUUUCCUGGCCCUCUUCCCGUACGUCAUCAUGGGCGUCCUGCUGAUACGCGCCGUCACCCUGCCCGGCUCGCUGGACGGCAUCUACUACUUCAUCAAGCCCAAUUGGGGCAAGAUCCUGGAUCCGAAGGUGUGGUACGCGGCGGUCACCCAGUGCUUCUACUCGCUGUCCGUUUGCUUUGGCAACAUCAUCAUGUACGCGUCGUACAAUAAAUUCGGUCACAAUGUGCACCGGGAUGCGACCAUUGUGACCGCCUUGGACACAGCCACCUCGCUCCUGGCGGGCUUCACGAUCUUUGGCAUUCUGGGCCACUUGGCCCACGAAAUUGGCACCGAUGACAUUGGCAAGGUGGUCAAAGGUGGCGCCGGCUUGGCCUUCAUUUCCUAUCCGGAUGCCAUAGCCAAGUUCAAGCAGCUGCCGCAAAUCUUCUCCGUGCUCUUCUUCCUCAUGCUCUUCGUGCUGGGCAUCGGCUCGAACAUAGCGAUGACAUCCUGUACAGUGACCGCCAUUCGCGAUCGUUUUCCCAACUUCAAGCAGUGGCAAUGCUCGCUGCUCAUAGCCGUCGUCAGCUUCUUCAUUGGACUGAUGUACAUAACACCGGGCGGUCAGUAUAUGCUCACAUUGGUGGACUUCUUUGGCGCUUCAAUGAUCGCCUUGGUGCUGGGCAUUGCAGAGCUCUAUACGAUUGGCUGGAUCUAUGGCACGGAUCGUUUGUGCAAGGACAUUGAGUUCAUGCUGGGCAGAAAGGUUGGACUCUAUUGGCGGCUAUGCUGGGGCAUCUUUACCCCACUCAUCAUGACCAUUAUUCUGAUCUACUUCUAUGCGACCUAUGAGCCGCUCAUCUACAAUAAUCAAGCGUAUCCAGCCUGGGCUUAUGGCAUUGGCUGGUCCAUCACAGCCUUUGGCGUUAUACAGCUGCCACUUUGGAUGCUCGUCGCCAUCAUUCGGGAGCCUGGCAAUACGCUGGGCGAGAAGAUCUGCGGCGCCUUCAGGCCCAAGAAGAACUGGGGACCCUCCGAUCCGCUGCUGCGGGAGCAGUACAAUAAGCAAAUCGAACACGAGCUAAUGCCCAAGCGAGGACAAGGCUUCUGGGCCAGCAUUAAGCAAAAUAUCAUGGGCUGAGUUUCAGAUCUCUGAAGAUGUCUACUUUAAGAUGUGUAUAUAUAUAUGUGUGUAAACUAUUUGAUAUAUUCUAUUUGUAAGUGUACGAAUUAAAUGUGACGAAUUUAAAA
Molecule: messenger RNA, 2696 nt
Organism: Drosophila mojavensis
Lineage: Eukaryota; Metazoa; Arthropoda; Insecta; Diptera; Drosophilidae
Product: sodium-dependent nutrient amino acid transporter 1
Exons: 7
Coding region: 670-2586 (638 amino acids)
Biological process (GO): sodium ion transmembrane transport
Cellular component (GO): membrane
Molecular function (GO): L-amino acid transmembrane transporter activity
Source: RefSeq, a predicted model, not a curated record